Molecule: messenger RNA, 2512 nt
Organism: Puntigrus tetrazona (Sumatra barb)
Lineage: Eukaryota; Metazoa; Chordata; Actinopteri; Cypriniformes; Cyprinidae
Product: protein arginine N-methyltransferase 8-B-like
Exons: 10
Coding region: 607-1833 (408 amino acids)
Biological process (GO): peptidyl-arginine methylation
Cellular component (GO): plasma membrane
Molecular function (GO): protein-arginine N-methyltransferase activity
Source: RefSeq, a predicted model, not a curated record
AGAACGUGGAGGUGCGAUACUUGUGUGGGAGGCACUAAUUCAGCUACUGAUAUCGCUCCAGUUCCGCGCUCGCUGCGCUCGAGUUCAGUCAGCAGUCUUUCAACUCCAACUUUCAGCGCGAUCCAGACGCACUUGACUGACCGCGACGCCACGGACUGGACAGCUGGGCUCAGAUGACACGUUAAGAACUGAAAAAAAGAAUGGACCGAUCUGUUAAAGCGAAAUAAAAGAUGCAUCCUAGCGUGUCAGUGCCAGCGUAUAGCGCGGGGAUGCGCAGCGGCAGGUGAUGUGGAUGCUGACGAGCCGGGGCUCAACUGGUCUCCAAGUGGCUCUUAGAACCUGUGGAAGAACUUUUGCACGGCUGGCUUUCAGUAGGAGUCGAAAUCAUGGAGUUGAGGGACCGUCCAAGAAGUCUUUAUGACAAUUUCGGUAUUAGUUUCCAUUUAGGCAUUUAUUGUUUAUUAAACACUGCUGCGCGAAUCAACAAAUGGCUCGCUUUAACGCGCUAAUCUAGUAUUGCUUAUUGCGGCACGUUUUAAAACUUUUCCGGCACGUUUAGUGACAGCACUUGUUCUUAUCGAGUUAAUCCGGAUCCCGUUGGCUCGUAUGGGACUGAGGCACUCAUCGCGGUGCCUGCUCCUGCGGAGAAAGAUGGCGGAGGCGGAGAGCUCGGAGCAGCGCCAGCAGCAGCGUAUUUCCAAUGCGCCCUCGUCCCAGUCCUUGCAACCAUCUCCGCUACCGAAGCCAGUGACAUCUGUUCAUCAUGUUCCUCACCCCCCACACACGCCACACGUCUCCUCGCUUUCUGCCUGUCCCGGCCGAGGCAAGAUGGCCAAGCUACUAAACCCGGAGGAGAUGACAUCACGAGACUACUACUUUGACUCCUACGCCCACUUUGGGAUCCACGAGGAGAUGCUGAAGGAUGAGGUGAGGACGCUGACGUAUAGGAACUCCAUGUACCACAAUAAACACAUCUUUAAAGAUAAGAUAGUUCUAGACGUGGGCAGCGGAACCGGAAUCCUCUCCAUGUUUGCUGCCAAAGCAGGAGCCAAGCAUGUAUACGGGAUCGAAUGCUCAAGCAUAUCAGAAUACUCUGAGAAAAUCAUCAAGGCCAAUCACCUGGACAGUGUUAUAACCAUCUUUAAAGGGAAAGUGGAAGAGACAGAGCUGCCGGUAGAUCAGGUGGACAUUAUCAUCUCAGAGUGGAUGGGUUAUUGCCUUUUUUAUGAGUCCAUGCUCAACACGGUCAUCUACGCCAGAGAUAAAUGGCUGAAACCCGGAGGUCUGAUGUUCCCAGACAGGGCUGCUCUGUACGUGGUGGCCAUUGAAGACAGGCAGUACAAGGACUUCAAGAUUCACUGGUGGGAGAACGUUUAUGGUUUUGACAUGACCUGCAUCAGAAACGUAGCUAUGAAAGAACCACUGGUGGACAUCGUGGACUCAAAGCAAGUGGUAUCCAACGCAUGCCUGAUCAAGGAAGUGGACAUCUACACGGUGAAGCCAGAGGAGCUGUCCUUCACCUCCUCCUUCUGUCUGCAGGUCCAGAGGAACGAUUACGUCCACGCUCUGGUCACCUACUUCAAUAUUGAAUUCACCAAGUGUCAUAAAAAGACUGGCUUCUCCACAGCACCAGACGCCCCGUACACACACUGGAAGCAGACAGUGUUUUAUCUGGAGGAAUAUCUGACUGUGAAAAGAGGAGAGGAGAUAGUCGGCACCGUCAGCAUGAAGCCAAACGAGAAGAACGCACGUGAUCUGGAUUUUACCUUCGAGCUGGAUUUUAAAGGUCAGCUAUGCGAGGCCGCUAUCGCUCACGACUACAAGAUGCGCUAAGUGUCCAGCAGCGGCGAGAGACGGUUCGUGACGGCACUCAGAGAAGCAGAGGCAGGGGCCGCCCCGGAUCACGGCUACAGCCCUGCUGCUGGAAAAAGACGGAAACGGAGAGAAAGACCAGCACACAAGUUGUUAUCUCUGGGAGUCUUGCCAACGUUUUUGGAGCGGGGUGGCACUUCUAGCAAUAGCGGCCUUGCCUUCGCCGACUCUAGCCUGCACUAGUACGCCAUCUCUCCGACCCGACUGUUCUGGGGCCAGCUGACUACACCCCGCUGCAAACAAAAGAAUGUCAUGCUCUUAUGAAUGUUAAGUGUUAGUGUACGGUUACUUUGCUUUUGCAUUAGGAGCGUGGGAUGAGAUAAUUACUAUUGAAGGUUGUGCUUCCACGUCCCAGGCAUUAAAAUAUCUCAGUUUAAUAUUAGAUUGUGAUAAUUCAUUUGCUGGACUUUUCAAACUAUUUCUCAAUGCAGUAAAGUAAGAGAUAUCAUAGAUUUAAAUCAGGUUUUAACGAAACCCAGGUCAUUUUCAGAAAAUAGUACUUUUUAUUUUGCGCUAAAAAUAAUUCACUGCUUACUUAAAUAUCAUCGGCCAACGCUAAGAACAAUAGGUUAUUUUUUCUGUAAAGCAUUAAUAAUGUUUUUUUGUGUGUGGUUUUUUUGUUGGCAAAUACAACUGAUGC